Molecule: messenger RNA, 1790 nt
Organism: Caenorhabditis elegans
Lineage: Eukaryota; Metazoa; Nematoda; Chromadorea; Rhabditida; Rhabditidae
Gene: parg-2
Product: Poly(ADP-ribose) glycohydrolase 2
Exons: 9
Coding region: 106-1563 (485 amino acids)
Biological process (GO): carbohydrate metabolic process; regulation of DNA repair
Cellular component (GO): cytoplasm
Molecular function (GO): poly(ADP-ribose) glycohydrolase activity
Source: RefSeq, marked reviewed
UAGAGGACACGAAACAUUGUUCCAACUAUUCUAAAAUAUUUCUGUUAUUUAAUUCUUUUAAUUUUUAGCAAUUGAAUUUUUAAAUAUAGUUUAACAACAACUGAAAUGGAUCAUGAAAACUUAAUGAAGUAUUUGGAAGAAUUCAGAAGCAUCAGAUUUCAACCAGAUUUCCAAAAAGUUGAUGCUGAAAGGAAUGUUAGAUACUGUGAAAUUACGGAUUUUCCUAUUUCUAACAUAUCGUUUGAGCUACUGGAAACAGGGGUGUCUCAACAAUGGAGAAAUUGUGAUCAAAAUUUGUUCAAUGAAUAUUUGAAAACUUACAAAAAUGGAGGAUAUUCGCAGUUCGAGGAUCUUCUUUUCAAAAUAUGGGGAUAUUCUGAAGAAAAAGAAAGAUUUGAUUUACCAGCACUAAAGUCGUUUUACCGCAAAAUGUCAGAAAUUGUUGGAGAGGAUGAAGUUCUUGAAAAAUUAGCAAGAUUAGUUCGAAUUACCAAAUCAGCUUGUGAAGUUCUUCCAGAGAAAAUUUAUCGGCUUGUCGGAGAUAUUGAAUCAGCAACUUUCAGUCAUAUUCAAUGUGCAUCACUAAUUGCUUGGAUGUUUUUCAGUGACACACCUCGAUUGAGUUUCAUUAUAAUUCUUCAAAAAACGACUUGUGUCGCAGUGGAAAAACUGAAAUUUUUGUUCACAUACUUUGAUAAAAUGUCAAUAGAUCCUCCAAUUGGUGCUGUCAGUUUUCGUAAAAUGAGAAUAACACAUAAACAAUAUUUGGAAAAUUGGAAAUUAAGAGAAACUAAUUUGUUGCCAGAUGUUCAAGUAUUUGAUAAAAUGUCCAUUGAGGAGACCGCACUCUGCACACAAAUCGAUUUUGCAAAUAAACGUCUCGGAGGCGGAGUUUUGAAAGGAGGAGCUGUUCAGGAAGAAAUUCGUUUUAUGAUGUGCCCUGAAAUGAUGGUUGCUAUAUUAUUGAAUGAUGUAACUCAAGAUUUGGAAGCUAUUUCAAUUGUUGGAGCCUAUGUUUUCAGUUCCUAUACUGGAUAUUCUAACACUCUCAAAUGGGCCAAGAUAACACCAAAGCACUCUGCUCAAAAUAACAAUUCAUUUCGGGAUCAAUUUGGACGUCUUCAAACUGAAACAGUUGCAAUUGAUGCUGUUCGAAAUGCGGGGACGCCGUUGGAAUGCCUUUUAAAUCAAUUAACAACUGAAAAAUUAACACGAGAAGUUCGAAAAGCUGCAAUUGGAUUUUUGAGUGCCGGUGACGGAUUUUCAAAAAUUCCAGUUGUAUCGGGAUGGUGGGGAUGUGGAGCAUUUCGAGGAAAUAAACCAUUAAAAUUCCUAAUUCAAGUAAUUGCUUGUGGAAUUUCUGAUCGACCACUACAAUUUUGCACAUUCGGAGACACUGAACUGGCAAAAAAGUGCGAAGAAAUGAUGACGUUAUUCAGAAAUAACAAUGUCAGAACAGGCCAACUAUUUUUAAUUAUUAAUUCCAUCGGGCCACCACUCAACUAUUCUGAACAGUAUGUUUUUGAUGCAAUCAGAGCAAAAAUCAAUUCCACCAAAGCAUGAAGCUAUGUACUUUGUCAGAAAUGCUAUAUUUUCCCCAAAGUUUUAUAUACAGUGUUUUUUCCAAAUAUUUUUUCGUAUUUUUAUCUGAACUUUUACUUUCAAAUUUUUAAUUAAUAUUCUAAAAAUUGUUUAUUCAAUUUAUUUUUUAACUGAUCAUGACCAUUUCAAAAAUUAAACAUUAAUAUUUUCAUAAGAUACCAAUAAAAGUUUUCAUUCAUCCUAAAUUC